Molecule: messenger RNA, 1986 nt
Organism: Belonocnema kinseyi
Lineage: Eukaryota; Metazoa; Arthropoda; Insecta; Hymenoptera; Cynipidae
Gene: Rab39
Product: ras-related protein Rab-39B
Exons: 3
Coding region: 301-957 (218 amino acids)
Biological process (GO): Rab protein signal transduction
Cellular component (GO): Golgi membrane
Molecular function (GO): GTP binding; GTPase activity
Source: RefSeq, a predicted model, not a curated record
CUCUCAAGUUAUACAAACCUAUAUAACUAACCACCCGUAUCUCUAGAGUCUAGACCCUAGUUGUCUUGUCAUGUCUUGUCAGUAGUGCGUCUUUCAUUCUCAGUGAUCUUUGUCACUUCCUUUCUAUAGUAUUUACGUCUGUGUUGGCGUGGUGGCGAUUAAUAUGUACUAUGUACGCAUAUCCAUGGUCAGCUGAGAUCAUUCGAAAUCUCGCAAUUCAGAAUUACGCAUUCGAAAAUGCUGACUUUUUGAAAUCUCACGCGUGUUUGUUGACUCCCGUAUUUUUGAGAAUCCUUUAAAAUGGUGGAACCAAUUUUUGAUUAUCAAUUUCGCCUGAUACUGAUUGGCGACAGCACAGUUGGAAAAAGCUCUCUCCUGAAAUACUUCACCGACGGCAAGUUCGCCGAGCUCUCGGAUCCGACUGUGGGAGUAGAUUUCUUUGCUAGACUGAUAGAAGUUAAAGAUGGCACAAGAAUCAAAUUACAAUUGUGGGACACAGCUGGUCAGGAAAGAUUUAGGUCAAUUACGAAGUCCUACUACAGAAACUCUGUCGGAGCUUUGCUCGUCUACGACGUUUGCAAUCGGGCGAGUUUCGAGCAUAUACCCCAGUGGAUGAUGGAAGCUCGUAGACAUAUUGAGCCAAAUCGUCCAGUCUUUGCUCUCGUAGGUUGCAAGCUCGAUCUAGUAACAAAUGGAGGUCGACGUGAAGUUUCCAAAGAAGAAGCUCGAGCUUUCGCCGAUCAAAAUGGGAUCCAUCUCAUCGAGACUAGUGCAAAAACGGGAGUCAAUGUCGAGGAAGCUUUUCGAGCCGUCACUCAAGAAGUCUACAAUAGAAUACAAUCUGGCGAAUACAAAAUUGAGGACGGCUGGGACGGAAUAAAAACUGGCUAUGCUAGGCCCAGUGGUUUAGAUUUUAAUCUAGUCGAGGCUGAACCUGCAAAGAGUUCCUGUUGCUAAGUCAAUUUUCAACGAAAAACAAGAAUGCAGUAGAAAAUUCUGACUUGUCGCAGUUAAAUUCGAAGUCUGCGACCAAAUCAUAAUGACUGAUCACGAGCCAAGAGAGUUUGCAGCUUGGAAAAUUAAUUUUCAUUCGCAAGUUCUUCACUUAAUUCUCUUCUGAAUGGACAACAAUUACAAUUCUUUACGAAGUUAACUCUCAGUAAAAAUAGUUUUCUCUAAUGAAAAAAAAAUGAUUAAUAUUUUCUGGCUUAACAUGAUUUUAUCAUAAAAUAUUUAGUCUGCCCUAUAAAUUUGUCCCAUUUUGCGUAAAACAAGUGUGCUGACUUCCCAAUGCAUGCAAUAUUUUCUACUGCAUUCUAACUGUAUAAAAAAAGACUCUUAAAAUAUAUCGAACAUUGUGUAUAGAGAUAGAUAUUGAUUUUUGUAUAUAGUUUAUCUAAGAUACAUUAUAAUUGACAUUGGGCGGAGUAUACGAAAUAUCCUUGGUUCGUUAUUUUAAUUCUGUCUCAAAUUGAUUCGGAGCCUAUUUUCAUACUGCGUUUAUUAUUAAGAAAAUAAGUUAAGAAAUAUUAAAAAAGGGAGUAUCCCCUCUAUAAUCAUUUAGUAUGCCCGCAAAUAAUUUUUCAUCUGAUUUGUAUGUUAAGAAAGAUGUGGGCGAUGAUUUUCGAAAAAUCAAUUCGGGUAAUAAUGUCACGUGUAACAAAUAUUUUAUACUCGGAACAUCUUUGUAAUAUUUAACAUUCGUAGAAUAGAAUUCAUGGUGUUUUUACCUGGAACGGAAAAAGAUAUUUGGAAAAGUUUGUUGAAUGAGGGAAAAUAUUUUUUCCUCUCUCAGGAAACUUGUUUUAAAAAUGCAAAUUUUAUUGAUCUAUAAAAAUUGCAUAGUAGUGGAUAUGUAUAAUUAAUUAACUUUAAGAUACUAUUUAUGUAGGUAAUCGAACGCUAUCAGAAGAUGAUGCGACGGAAUGUUUAUAUACUAGACUGAAGAGAAGAUUAAUCUUCUUAUUAAAAAUCAAGUAACAAAAA